AUGGGAAGAUCACCACCAGAAGAUCAACCAUUGUUGGGAGGAUCAAAGGAUCCAUAUAGUUUUAUGUAUCCAGGAAGUGGAAGUAUUUCGACACUUACCUUUUCCGAAGGAGGACCAAUUAAUUCCGAUGACCAUCAUCACCAACAUAAUGGUGAAGAAGUAUUGAUUGGAACCAAAGAUGAAAAUUACGAUCUAUCAGGAUCACCAGCUCCACAAAUCAAAAAGAUUGAUGGUACUAGUGAACAUAAAAUUGGUCAACUUUUGGCUACUGCCAUUUGUGGUAAUGAUAUUACAUCAAGUAUUUUUUAUACAAGUUCAUUAUGUACAGCAGCAGCAGGAAAGUAUGCACCAGUAUCACUUUUAAUAGUGUAUGGAGAAGUAGGUAGUGCAUUGCCAUUAAAUGGUGGAGCCUACAACGUACUUUUAAACACGACGUCCAAGCAAAUAGCAUCGUUGGCAGCAGCCUUGACGAUGAUUUCCUAUGUAGCCACUGGUGUGGUCAGUGCAUACACUGCCAUGCAGUAUCUCAAUGGUUUGGCACCCUCUGUGCCACUUCACAUCUCGACGAUUGCCUUGUUGGGUGGAUUUGCCCUGCUCAAUUUGGUUGGUAUUGGCGAGUCGGCCAUCGUCGCCUUUGUCAUUUUCGUCUUUCACAUGAUCACACUUGGCAUUUUGGUGUUUGGUGGUUUCAUUGCCUUGUUUGCCAAGGGUGACUAUACGGUGCUCAAAAACAACUGGCACGACAUUACACCCCCCGACGUGGCCAACAGCACUUUUUGUCAAGCAUCCAACUUUCAAUGGAUCUCUCACGACCCAGCCUACAAUAUCUACUUUGGUUUUGGAGCAGCGAUGCUUGGAGUUACUGGUUUUGAAACAUCGUCCAACUUUAUCGAACAACAAUCACCAGGUGUCUUUCCCAAGACUCUUCGUAACAUGUGGGCCAUCGUAACUCUUUUCAACCCUCUUAUUGGGUUCCUCAAUCUUUGUUUCUUGCAUGUCUGCGAGAUUGCCGGUAACUCUUCCGGUGUGUUGGCCGAGGUUGCAGGUCGUUCGCUCGGCUACUGGUUCCGUCUCUGGGUGGGUAUUGAUGCCUGUCUGGUGUUGUCUGGCUCUGUUAUUACCGCCUAUGUCGGUAUUAUCGGUCUCGUACGUCGUAUGGCACUCGAUCGUUGUCUACCACAAUUCCUCAUUAUCGAGAACCCAUGGCGCAAGACCAACCACUUUAUCAUUAUCUUUUUCUUCCUCGUCUGUACAUCACUCUUUAUUAUGGCAGGUUUCAAGACCACUGUCCUCGCAGGUGUCUAUACCAUUGCUUUUCUCGGUGUCAUGAGUUUGUUUGCCGUCGGUAACAUGCUCCUCAAGUACAAACGUUCCUCUCUUAAACGUGAAAUCAAGUCUCCAUGGAUGGGUGUCAUCUUUGCACUCUGCUUUGUCUUGGCUGCCCUCGCCGCCAACAUUAUCAAUGACACUUCAAUUGUCUAUUACUUUGCCAUUUACUUUAUCGUCACUGCCCUCAUCAUUGCACUCAUGUUUAUCCGUGCACGUGUCCUCAAGAUGAUCCUCUACUUUUCACGUCUCAUUCUCAAACCAUUCACCAAGUCUCGUGAUCGUUUCUCUACUUUUAUCGGUGAAUCCAUCAAGGACAUUAAUUCUCAGUCCAUCAUCUUUUUUGCCAGCAAGGAUGAUCCCGCAUACCUCACAAAGGCCAUCCUCUAUAUCAGAGACAAUGAACAGACCAAUUGGGUGCGUAUCAUUCAUUGCUACGACAGCGAAGCCCCACCCGAAGGUUUUGCUGAAAACAUCUCCUUCCUCGACAGAUGUUUCCCCAAGAUUCGUAUCGAUCUCAUCACCAUCCUUGCCGACUUUUCACCUUCGACCGUCGAAAAGGUCUCCAACAUGUUAAACAUUCCCAAAAACUUUAUGUUUAUCGCUUGUCCAAGAGAUCAUCUUCCUCAUGGUAUUGGUGAAUUGGGUGGUGUUAGAAUUAUCUCUUUCUAA
Messenger RNA from Cavenderia fasciculata, 1998 nucleotides. RefSeq lists its product as uncharacterized. The coding region runs from base 1 to 1998 and encodes 665 amino acids. Lineage: Eukaryota; Evosea; Eumycetozoa; Acytosteliales; Cavenderiaceae. The record is from RefSeq and is a predicted model, not a curated record. The transcript has 3 exons. Gene Ontology annotation, biological process: amino acid transport; transmembrane transport. Gene Ontology annotation, molecular function: amino acid transmembrane transporter activity. Gene Ontology annotation, cellular component: membrane.